Messenger RNA from Trichoderma asperellum CBS 433.97, 1458 nucleotides. RefSeq lists its product as uncharacterized. NCBI's taxonomy places the organism in Eukaryota, Fungi, Ascomycota, Sordariomycetes, Hypocreales, Hypocreaceae. The record is from RefSeq and is a predicted model, not a curated record.
AUGCGCAGUAGAAGGCUGCCCGUGGUGGCAGCUCCCUUCAUCUUCCUUCUGGUGGUGGCGAGCAUAUACCUUGGACGUGAUAAUGUGUCUUGGUUCCCAACCUCCCAGCAACGGCCGAUACCUUACAAGCAGCUCACUCAACAGGUGGUGGGAAAUGGCGCUGUUCUUUCCGCCGACAACAUCACUGAGUAUCUCGAGGCCAUCUACAAUGCGAAGCCAGAUGCGAGAUUAGCGCCUCGCCUGGAGUGUCCGGCUAUCAACACCACCCGGUAUAAGACCCUGAAGUUCAAGAAGAAGCCAUCAGGGCGGCCGGCGCCAUCGUCUCCUCCUGUUCGUCCUGCUUCACCGGCGUCGACUUCACGUUCAUCUCCAUCUUCAUCAUCUUCACCUGUAUCGGUCUCUAAAUUACUGUCGCUGUCGAAAUCAUCGUCUUCACCUUCAUCAUCGUCAUCAAGGCCAUCGGCCACUCCUGCUCCUCGCUCACUCACCCGCCCAGCCUCUGAGAUUCGUUACUUCUUCGCCCUCGACUUGCGGAAUUGUAUCGGUCUCCUGCCUCGCCUCAUGGGCAGCAUCAUCGAGGCCAUGCAGUUCCUCGGCCCUAGCUCAUGUGCUCUCUCUAUUGUAGAGGGAGAUUCUCCCGACGGCACUGGAGACGUACUCGCCGCCCUACGCCCCAGUCUCGAGGCCCUGGGCGUCACUUACAUUUACAACUCUUCCACGGUCAAAUCCGCCGAGGGCGAUCGCAUCGCCAAGCUUGCGAAGCUGCGCAACAUGCCCCUGGAGCCAAUCUUUGAACAGUCAAUCCCCAUCGCCGACGACGCCAGCGUCAUCUUCCUCAACGACGUGGCUGCCUGUGCCGAAGACAUUCUGGAGCUAAUCCUACAAAAGCAGGAGCUCAACGCCGACAUGACCUGCGCCAUGGACUGGACCUAUCCCGGCGACGAACCCAACUUUUACGACGUCUGGAUCGCACGAGGCAUUAAUGGCGACUCGUUUUUCCACAUACCGGCAAACGGGAACUGGGGUGAGGCGCAUAACCUUUUUUGGAACGCGCCCGACACGAGGUCCCGCUUUGAUGAGCUGCGCCCCUUUCAGGUGUUUGCCUGCUGGAACGGCGCCACGGUGUUUAGCGCCAAGCCCAUUGUCGAGGGCCUUCACUUUCGCACAAACUACCAUAAGACGGGCGAGUGCUUCCAGGGCGAGCCGGUGCUGUUCUGCAAGGACAUGUGGUGGCGGGGCUACGGCAAGAUUGCAGUCGUGCCGAGCGUCAACCUCGAGUACACGGACAAGAACGGCAAGAGGAUCAAGGAAGACAAGGGCUACGUGUCUGAUAUCGUUGCGGAACAGGACCCGCGAGACGAUUUGAUCGAGUGGACGGGCCCGCCGGAUACCGUCCGGUGCAUGCCGACCUGGAAGGAUCAGUUUUUCCAGCGGUGGAAUAAGAGUUUAACGGAUUAA